AACGCACCCCCGGCAACAAUCCCCAUCAUCCUUCCUCUCCCUCCCAGGGUCCCUCCAGCUUCGGUGAGGAUCGAUGCCGCCGAAACGGAGCGGUUCGAAGACGGCGGCGGCGGGAGUAGUGGGAGAUGCGAGUGCGGGGAGGAGGAUUACCCGGCUUCGAUCGAGGGAGCUAGGGCUGGAGAUGGCGGAUGCCCUGGGUCCAGUCCUCAAGAAGAGGAAGGUCAAGAAGACGACGGGAGGCAAGGCGCUGCGGCCGCCAUUAGCAGCGGAUCCCACAUCCCGGCCCCGGCCCUGGUCGCCGCGUGUUGAACUGCCACCGUACCCCACUUCCGGCAACUCGAUCGAUGUUAUGAACUGGGAUAUUUAGUUGCGCAGGAUCUGCGCGCUCUCAGGACCUGCGGAUACUGAUGUUGACGUUCCAUGCACAAUCAGGACGGAGGAGGAGGACCCACGCACUGCCAUGGACGUCGUGAGCAUUGCUGACAAGGCCAUUGUCCGGAAGGCAGCUCGUUCGGUUGUCGGCAUCGUCUCACGUGUGCCUGAUGGGAAGGAGAUUAUGCAAUGCAGUGGGAUAAUCGUGGAUUGGAACGAGACCAGCAAGUUGGCAACGAUUGUAACUUGCUCUGCAGCCGUGUGCUAUGAUGGUGCAUUAGUCCAUCCCAAACCAAACUUGCGCAUACUUUUGCCCAAUAAUACUAACGUAGAGGGGCAAUUGUUGUUCUUUAAUGCACGCUACAACAUUGCAUUGUUGGAGGCCAUGGUGGACUCUCCAUUGGAGCCUGCUAAUUUUGGCUCUUGUCCAAACUUUGGACAGAAAGUGUUUGCCUUAGCAAGGGACCAUAAAGCAUCCUUAUUUGCUAGGCAUGGCUCAAUCCUGUUUCAGGAGCCACCAUCCUUUUUCGUGGACAAGUACUGGUUAUCUCUCAGCUCUGAAGUUGCACUGUGUGGCACUGGAGGACCUGCGAUUGAUGAGCAUGGAAAUGUUGUAGGGAUGACAUUCGGUCGCUUGCCAUAUCCAGACAUCCUAUCUAUUUCGAUCCUGCAGACAUGCAUUGACAUGUGGAGGAGACACAGGUAUACACUGAGAGACUUGGUAUUUUCAAGGGUGAUGUCAUUGUUUCAUACAAUGGACGUCGCGAUUUCAUUCUACAUAUGUUUGAGGCGUACCUUCUCAGUCUUGGCUGGGGUUUUCUUGAAAGCUCUGAUUCUAGCUGGACUACUGAUUUGGAGCUUGAGAUAUAUGACCCUGUCGGAUGUAUCACUAGAUGUGUUACCUUUACUUUAGGAUUUUCUGAUACUUCUGAGAAGGUCCUUGGACUGCUAUGAGACUGCUGGAGGAUAAAAGAUUCGCAAGCAAUAUGGCCAACUGCAGCAGCUAUGCCAUUUGCCUUUCUUUUGUGUAGCUAUGCAUUUUGUAAUGUUAUGCACUAUCUUGGGGCUGUGUCUUGUUUUUUUGUUCGAUUUGUAACCCCGAAGGAUAUAGUGUAACAUUGGUUCUUGUUUUUGUUCUGUGGUAGGGCUGUUAUAGCGAUAGAUACUAAAAUGUUAAUGAGCUAUAUCCUGUACUUUAGUGGUUUAGCAAGUUUUUUGGUGGCCAGGAUUGCAAAACUGAAAAAAAAAUGGAACAUAUCUCAAAUGGCUAUGUUCAGGCCAACAAGCACCUAGAGAGGAAAGAAAUUUCUGUAGCUGAUCUUGUUUUUUUUUUCGGUUUCAUCUGACAAUGGCCGGACUCAGCACCUCUACGCUGAGAUUGUAAAGGAAACCAUUGUACUCUUUUUCUUCCAUCCUUAAUGAAUUUGGUUGGCCAUCCUUAAUGCAGAUGGCCAGAUGCAGCU
Messenger RNA from Oryza brachyantha (malo sina), 1835 nucleotides. RefSeq lists its product as uncharacterized. The record is from RefSeq and is a predicted model, not a curated record. The coding region runs from base 461 to 1285 and encodes 274 amino acids. The transcript has 9 exons. Lineage: Eukaryota; Viridiplantae; Streptophyta; Magnoliopsida; Poales; Poaceae.